CACAGAGGUGACAAGGUGCCAUUCUGUCCCCAGGAGCCAUGUCCUGAUGGUGUGUGGUGUCACCUCAGGGUCUCCAUGGUGACACAGAGGUGACACAGAGGUGACACAGAGGUGACACAGUGCCAUUCCCGUCCCCAGGAGCCAUGUCCCGGCGGCGCUGAGCCUCGCCGGACCCCUCACCCCGCCAUGGGGAGCAUCUACAAGGAAUACUUCAACCGCGACAAGAUCCGCGAGCACUACAACUUCACCAAGGGCGACACCGACAGCGCCCUGGCGCCCUCGCGCUGGGUGGGCUCCGUCCUCAUCGUCCUCCUCUGCUGCUUCAUCGUCCUGGAGAACCUCCUGGUGCUGGUGUCCAUCUGCCGCAACAAACGCCUCCACCUGGCCAUGUACAUCUUCAUCGGCAACCUGGCCGCCUCGGACCUGCUGGCCGGAGCCGCCUUCAUGGUCAACACCCUCCUGUCGGGCAGCACCACCUUCCGCCUGACGCCGGUGCAGUGGUUCGUCAGGGAGGGCACGGCGUUCGCCACGCUGGCCGCCUCGGUCUUCAGCCUGCUGGCCAUCGCCAUCGAGCGCCACGUGGCCAUCACCAAGGUGAAGGUGUACAGCAGCGAUAAGAAUUGCCGCAUGGUGCUGCUCAUCGGCGCCUGUUGGCUGAUCGCCGGCGCCAUCGGCAGUUUGCCCAUCAUGGGGUGGAAUUGUAUCAGCGAUUUGGGGGAUUGCUCCACGGUGCUGCCGCUCUACUCCAAGCGUUACGUGCUCUUCGUCACCACCAUCUUCACCCUCAUCCUGCUGGCCAUCGUGGGGCUCUACACGCGCAUUUACUGCGUGGUGCGCUCCAGCCACGCCGAGAUCGCCUCGGCGCAGACUCUGGCGCUGCUCAAGACCGUCACCAUCGUGCUGGGGGCCUUCAUCGUCUGCUGGUCGCCCGCCUUCAUCAUCCUCCUGAUGGACGCCUCGUGCCCGGUGCGCUCGUGCCGCGUUUUGUACAGCGCCAAUUAUUUCUUCGCCUUCGCCACGCUCAACUCGGCGGCCAACCCGGUGAUUUACAUGCUGAGGAGCAAGGAGAUGCGCGGCGAGUUCCUGCGCGUGCUGUGCUGCUGCGGCCGCGGCCGGCGGCGAUCCAGGCCCCCCGGCCGGGCGGGGGUCCCGUUACGCACGUCCAGCUCGCUGGACAAAGCUGCGGCCGGAGCCGCGGCCGAGCUGCCCACGGCGCCGUUGACCAGAGAGUGCACCACGUGUGUGUGAGGGGGGUGGGGGGUCUGAGGUUGUGGGUCACUCUGGGGAUACCUCAGGGUCACCCCGUGGACACCCCGUGGCUUCAAGGCCACCCUGGGGACAUCCCCAAGUCCAUGGGUCACCCUGGGGAUACCUCAGGGUCACCCCAUGGACACCCCGUGGCUCCAAGGCCACCCUGGGGACACUCCAUGGCCACCCUGUGGACAUCCCCAAGUCCAUGGGUCACCCUGGGGAUACCUCAAGGUCACCCUGUGGGCACCUCGAGGCCACCCCAUGGCCCCAAGGCCACCAUGGGGACACCCCAAGGCCACCCUGUGGACAUCCCCAAGUCCAUGGGUCACCCAGGGGACACCCCAAGGCCACCCUGUGGACAUCCCCAAGUCUAUGGGUCACUCUGGGGAUACCUCAAGGUCACCCCAUGGACACCUCGUGACUCCAAGGCCACCCUGUGGACACCUCAAAGUCUACGGGUCACCCUGUGGACACUCCAUGGCCACCUCAUGGCCCUGUGGUCAUCCUGUGGACACCCCACUGCCUCAUGGACACCCCAAGACCACCCUGGGGACACUCUAAGGUCACCCCACGGCCUUGUGGACACCCUGAGGCCACCCUGGGGACACCCCAAGGCCACCCCACAGCCCCAAGGCCACCCUGGGGACACCCCAUGGCCCCAGGGCCACCCUGGGGACACUCUAAGGUCACCCCAUGGCCUUGCGGACACCUUGAGGCCACCUGGGAUCACCCCAUGGCCCCAAGGCCACCCUGGGAACACCCCAAGGCCACUCCACGGCCCCAGGGCCACCCUGGGGACACUCUAAGGCCACUCUGGGGACACUCCAUGGUCACCCCAUGUCCCCUGGGCCACCCUGGGGACACUCCACGGUCACCCCACGGCCUCAGGGCCACCCUGGGGACACUCCAUGGUCACCCCAUGUCCCCAGGGCCACCCUGGGGACACUCUAAGGCCACCCUGAGGACACUCCACGGUCACCCCACGGCCUCAGGGCCACCCUGGGGACACUCCAAGGUCAGCCUGGGGACACUCCAUGGUCACCCCACGGUCCCAGGGCCACCCUGGGGACACUCUAAAGUCACCCCAUGGCCUUGUGGACACCUUGAGGCCACCUGGGGUCACCCCACGGCCCCAAGGCCACCCUGGGGACACUCUAAGGCCACCCUGGGGACACUCCAUGGUCACCCCACGGCCCCAGGGCCACCCUGAGGACACUCUAAGGCCACCCUGGGGACACUCCAUGGUCACCCCACGGCCCCAGGGCCACCCUGGGGACACUCUAAGGCCACCUGUGGUCCCCCCACGGCCACCCCACGGUACGAGCUCCCCGCGGUUCUCCCGGUACGGACGGACACCCACCCGCACCCCCGUCCCCCCGCUGUCCCCGGGGUGUCCCCGCUGUCCCCUCGCGGUCCCCUCCGUGUGCCGGGACACGCGCGGGGCCCUUCCCACGCCCUCCGCGAGCCCCGGGGCCACCAGCGGGACCUGUCUGGCGAGUCCCGGGAGCCCCUCCCGGGCCCGUGGGCGGCUCCCAGCGGCAAUCCCGGGCUGCCCUUCUCCCGGGAUCAACCGGGACACCCCCAAAAACCCCCAAACAUCCCCAAAAACCCCCAAAUCCGGGCUUUUCCCACGCGGGGUGUGGGGGGGGGGGAGCGUCCCGGAGCGGCCGGAU
This is a messenger RNA of Parus major (Great Tit), 2924 nucleotides long. RefSeq names its product sphingosine-1-phosphate receptor 2 (gene S1PR2). NCBI's taxonomy places the organism in Eukaryota, Metazoa, Chordata, Aves, Passeriformes, Paridae. The transcript has a single exon. The record is from RefSeq and is a predicted model, not a curated record. Gene Ontology annotation, biological process: sphingosine-1-phosphate receptor signaling pathway. Gene Ontology annotation, molecular function: sphingosine-1-phosphate receptor activity. Gene Ontology annotation, cellular component: membrane. Bases 187 to 1248 code for a protein of 353 amino acids.